This is a messenger RNA of Symbiodinium natans, 783 nucleotides long. The record is from the annotation of a GenBank genome assembly. NCBI's taxonomy places the organism in Eukaryota, Dinophyceae, Suessiales, Symbiodiniaceae.
AUGAAGCCUGUUUGUUUGGUUAUUGGUGCAGGCGCGGGCAUUGGUGGCACCGUGGCAAAGCGCUUUGCCAGGGGCGGCUACCAUGUGGUCCUGUCUCGAAGAUCCGACAAGCAGGGUCUGGAUGAAAUGGUGCGAGACAUUGAGUCUGAGGGUGGCUCGGCAGUCGGGCACCUCAUCAACGCGGUCGAGCCGGGCGCCAUCGAAGCGCUCAUCAAGGAGACGUCGGAAGCCGGACCCAUCGAAGUGGUCGUCUUCAACCUCGGGGCGCAGAUCGGUACACGACCCCUCGCGGCAACUUCCCUGAAGCAGUUUGAGCUUGGCUGGCGCAUGGCCUGCUUCGUGCUCUUCCGGGCAGCGCAAGCUGCGAUGCCGACCAUGGUGCAGAACGGGAAGGGAUGCUUCCUGGUAACAUCAUCAACGGCGGCCAUGCGGGGAAACGAAGGCCAGCAUGCUCACGCUGCUGCCAUGGGUGGUCGGCGGAUGUUGUGUCAGAGCUUAAAUGCAGAGUUCGGGUCGAAGGGAAUCCAUAUAGCGCACAUCGUUGUGGAUGGUCCGGUUGAUGCACCUGACACCCUGGGAAAGAUGAUGGGGCCAGAGAACUUCGCGGAACUGCGCAGGACUGCUGGCGGCCGCGAUGGGCUGCUGGACCCAGCGCAAAUUGCAGACACCUACUGGCACGUGGCGCAUCAGCACCGCUCGGCAUGGUCGUUUGAGUUGGACCUGCGACCCUGGUCGGAGCUGCCCUGGUGGAACGACAAGCCCCAGCCAACAGCCAAGAUUUGA